AUGCUAUCAAACAAUCACUCCUUUCGAAAACUCAACUUGCUUGGUGGAAAACGAUCCAAAGUAGAGCCCAUCACUACCCCGUCCAAUGGCAAUGUAUCCAUUGAUGAUUUAGCCUUUCUGGUAAAGCGAUUAUCUGUCCAAAUUGAUGAUCUGGAAACCUGGAAAGAAAAGGAAUCCGCCAGCAAACAACAAACAUCGGAACAGCAAUCAUUACCACUUUUACCUCAGCAAGAGACCCAACAACAGCAACAACAUCCUCACUCGCACACUAAGAGAGACAUGAAAAGGCCACCUACACAUACCACCAUUGAUCCCUGGGCUUCCUAUGUACCACAAAAUUACGGGGCUCUUCUGCAACGAUUAGAAGACAUUGAGAGUCUUCAAAAAUGUCCUAAUGAAUGUUGUGCAAGCACCGGAACUGUGUCAUCUGCGGAUGGUGUACCAUGGCCAAAUCCAAUCGAGCCGUUUCAGACCACCCAUACAAACAACACAUCGUCCUUUAUGGGCUCAAACCAGCAAUCCUUGAACGAGAUGCUGGAUACACAGUACACACAUUGGUGUACCCUGAUGCGCUGUUUACCAUUGAUGGAUCCUGUCACAUGUGCACAUGUCAAAACUGUUGGACUAUACGCUAUGAGAGAGAUCCUCAAGACAAAGGCAAAUCAAAAGAGAGAAUUCUUUGACCAGCAUCCUAUACAACAGCAAACGUGCUGUGCUUCGACCAUGCCAACAACAACCAAACUAAGAGAAUCUCUCAGUUGCCUCAGUGAUAAAGGCACGCCUACGAUGGUACCACUAUCAACAAUAACGCCUGCAAAUCAGGACAUGCCAGCUUGGAUGAGCACAUCAGAAACAAAGACGGCCAUUGCAGAGAUCGCACCCUCACCACCAGCAGUUCCACCUAAAGAAACAGAGACUACAACCACGCCUACACCAUCAGGCUUUCCCUCACCUACGUUACUGAAUAGAAAGAGAUUUCAAAAGUGGGUCAAAUACAAGAAAUCACAGAGAAAAGCUCACACAGAAACUGCUUCUACGCCAAUGGGACAAUCUCAAACACUAAGAAAGAUUGGAUCAUGGUUCUUUUAA
Mucor velutinosus is the source of this 1089-nucleotide messenger RNA. RefSeq lists its product as uncharacterized. The transcript has a single exon. Bases 1 to 1089 code for a protein of 362 amino acids. The record is from RefSeq and is a predicted model, not a curated record. NCBI's taxonomy places the organism in Eukaryota, Fungi, Mucoromycota, Mucoromycetes, Mucorales, Mucoraceae.